UUUUUAUCAUAGCCAAUACGCAAUCAUUCAAAUCGUUGCGUUAGGCUGCCCAGAUACCAAAAGAUAGAAAAUAAAAUAUCCUAUCAAAAUAUUUGGACUGUGUUUUAGUUUAAAGAUGGAGGUUACGAUUUCCAAAAUUUCAAAAAUGUCCAACAAAGUUUACUUUUUAGUCUUUAUAUUGACUUUAGCCGGAGUUGUGUUAUGUGCAGAUGAUACAGCAACAACUGGUGAAGAUGCUGCUACGCUAGAGGAAGGUGAAAAGCCAAUAACCGAAGAGGAAUUGGAAUAUGCGAAGGGAUCAUUAUGCGGAUAUUGCACUUAUUGCAAGUUCUGUAAGCUUUGUGAUGAAGACUGCCCAUGUACAACUGGCCCAGGAAAACCUAACUGCCACAUGUGCAAGUACUGUAAAUACUGCAAGUUUUGCUCAAUGUUCUGUGACACAAUAUGCAAGCCUGGAGGCAUGGUAGAUACUAUAUCAUCAACUAUCAUGAGCGCUCUACCCACAUAUAACAAAGAAGAAAUUGAUAAAGAUUUAGAUGGCGUAAAAGACUACAUCAAAGACAAAGAUGAACUUUAACCUAAAUGCUUCAAUAGGGAAUUUCAUUCAUCUACAGAUGUGAAUAAAUCAGAUAACAUGAGUUUUUCUAUAUUCUUCCUUUAAACACCCAAUGUAUUUGUUGGAUUUUGAGCCUGAUAUGAAAAAUACAACUUGGUGUAAUUAAUCAACUCGUACUAGAGAUCUGGAGAUUUGGAUCAUUGUGUGCUUAAUGCAUGUUUAAAGGGAAGAAUAUGGUAUCAUUAUUCAGAUCAAAUCAUCAAAUAGAUCAAACUAAAUUCUAAAUAUUAAUUUUUAUACUCUCAGUAAAGUUGUUUUCAUAGGCAGCUCUUUGUAAGAAUGAUAAAGAAGUCUGAAACUGGUGUUGAUUAUUUCAGAAAUGAACAAGAAACCAAUAUCCGUUAAUUCCUCUGAUAGAGUGUCAAAUGCACAAUUGAAAAAUGUAUUAUAGCAUUGUAAAUGUCCAUUCAUUUGUUGAAACAAUGGAAUCCUAUACUUUAAGGGAUUUACUGUUAUAAACUUGAUCAUAUAAAUGUAAAAGUUGAUCAUAUAAAACAUAUUACUGCUUCUGAGGGUUAAAAUUACUUAAACUGAACAUAAUUUUGAUAAAAAGUAUUUUAGAAAUGAUAGUCUUAUUAGUAUAUCUCUACCAUGACUAAACAAACACAGAAAAAUGAAACUAACCCCCUUGUCCUUUAUUCUCCCUAUUUCAUAAUGAUUUUGGGGUUAAUAGCUUUAG
Molecule: messenger RNA, 1295 nt
Organism: Owenia fusiformis
Lineage: Eukaryota; Metazoa; Annelida; Polychaeta; Sabellida; Oweniidae
Source: the annotation of a GenBank genome assembly